AUGAAUGAUGAUUGUAGUCACACUACAUCUUCGAAUGGAGACUCAAAAUCGUCUGAUAGCUUGAAUGUGAAAUUACUCUCAUGUGAGAGAGUGGAAAAUAUGCCAUCAACCGCAAGAGAAAAUCAUAUCCAGACUUCAAUGGAUGAAGCCCAAAGUGCUGAUUGUGCAGAAAGUCGGACCCUAAUUACAGAUGAUCAGCAACGGUCUCCGACGACAGUAUUACGCGUGGCAAAGUUAAAGAGCCGCCCAAAUCAAUACUGUCGAAAGAGACUUGAAGUUGCAGCAGCGAGAGAGGGAAAGGGAAGCUGCCAGAAUCGCAUUACAGGAGAUGGAAAAACUGUUGAGAUUGAUGAUUUUUUUACGGUCUUAAAAGAUUUUGAGCAGUUAAUUGCUCAUUCGCUGCCCAAUCACAUGAGUGGUCUGGGCUGGUUUUAG
Molecule: messenger RNA, 435 nt
Organism: Ilex paraguariensis (yerba mate)
Lineage: Eukaryota; Viridiplantae; Streptophyta; Magnoliopsida; Aquifoliales; Aquifoliaceae
Source: the annotation of a GenBank genome assembly